AUGGCUAGCCAAUACAAUUACCGUUCUGAGUUUCAGUUCUUGAAGUCGAAGCACAGUGGGUCGUGGUCAAACUCAAGAGUCGUUCGACCAUCCAGCCCACCUUCAGAGACAACAGAGAUUCUAGACACAGACUUUGAUUCCGAAUCAGACGUCCCUUACGACUCUCCACGAGGAAGUUCUGGAACAGAGAGCGUCACAACCGCCUCUACACCGGAUCAAUGCGAGCUCAAGACCCCAGACUCAGCUGGCCUGAGUGGAUUUCACUUCCAUAUCGAUGAAAAGCCAAUGCGUGGCCCAGAGGGACCAUUUCUCUUCCAAUCUCAAAAGAACCCCUACCGCCUUUCCGACGGAUCUAUGGACAUCAAAUCAACUGUUGAGAUCGAUUUGAUCUUUGACGAUGCCCCGGAUAGCGCAACAACCCCUCUUUACUCAUCCGCCUCCAAGUUGGGCCCUGACUACCGAAGGGAUACUCCUGUUCCUCGCGUCGCAAACCCUAGCACACCUCUUCAAUCGGUACCUGAGAACACGUCAUCACAGCCAAACGAGGCGCUGGUCGCCAGUUGGACCCCACAAGACGUUGUUGCGUGGAUGCAAAGCAUGAGCAUCGACGAGGGCAUCAUCGAGAAGUUUUUUAUCAAUGACAUCUCCGGCUCCGUCCUUCUGGAUCUGCAGCCCGAUGACCUGAAAGAGCUCGACAUUCAAUCUUUCGGAAAGCGACACGGUGUGAUGACUUCAAUUCGCCAACUGCGCAACAGCAUCUCUGGUGAAUCCUUCGAUUCGCAAUUCUCAAUCCCAUCAGAGCCCGUCUCCCGCGAGCCGACCCCCGGAUCGACCGCAGCUGAGGUUGGUGUCCGGAGUUGCAAUGCCACUCCUGUCAACGAGAACGAGCCUUCCUCGUCUCCGUCAAAGGAUUUCGAUCAGUAUCAUCAGCCCCGCCGCCAAAGGCGCCAACGCCAACGAGUUGUUGGACCCAAUGACUCAAUCUCGAUCGUAGGUAUCGAGCAGGUUCUGCCUAAAAUUCACAGGUGCUCCAAGGGCGAAGAUUGCCGCAAAUGGCAGAGACAACAGGUGAAGUUGUCGCAAUACACCCAGGGUCUUCCUGUCGACUCUGUCGGCAGCCCAGUCAUCGUGGCCGGCGACCCUGGAAAUGCUGCGACCGCUCCUAACUUGGUCAAGUCGCCCAAAUCGGAUAUAACGCCUUCCAUCGUUGCAUCCUCUGAUGCUCUUGGCCCAAACCAGCAGCCCGCUGAGGUGCCCAUUUCCGCGAAGACCCUUCAGGAUGUUCGGCCACGAGAUGCUCAGGAAAAUGUUCGCCACUUCAUCAAGCUCCAACGUCUCAGCCAACUCCAGCCAGUUGAGGACCCUUCUACUCCUCCCAGGGACACUUUCCCUUCUCCCGAGGCCGAAUCACCCGGAAAGCUGGCCGAGAAGCUUCAAAAACUCCCUACCCUACAAAUUCCCAACGAGCACCUUGUAUCUGCAGGAAGCUCGAGGUUUUCUCCAAGCCUGUCCGGCCAGCGCACAGUUACUCCUUCGGCGAUGCGACGACGACAGCCAUUCCAGCAGCCACUUCAGGAACAAGUGGCCACCCCUUACGGCUCUCUGUUCUCUCCCUCUGACUACUAUCGCCAAGAUCCAAGUUACGGAUACACCUCGCAGACACCCGCCUCCGAGGUUGAUGUUCCUCUCACUGCAAUUCCAAUCGGGCCGAUUGAGCGAGUGUUUUCCCAGUCAGUGCCACCAGAUAUGCGAUUCGGGCACGAGGGACAAGGGGAGGUUGAUACCAUUGCUCGUCCUAUCUCUACCAAAGUUGACAACUACCGACGCAAGCUUUCUACCAACGCAGCAGGAACUGCCCUGGGUCGCCUCGAUGAGGGGCGGGCUAUGUCUCCCAUUGAGACCCCCGCGGACCUUGAGCGUACCCCACGCGCUGCGCACUGUCGCAUCCACCCUUUCACACCCGCGGGUGAACUCUCCCGCGACAUCAUUCACAGCGGCUGGGUUAAGAAGCGCAAGACCAAGAAUCUCGUUCGCCAUGAGUGGACACCAAAAUACUGUGCUCUGCGCAAUACCCAGCGCGGCGAUGAGCGCGGAACCGAGCUCGCUGUCUACACUGACCAGUCCCAAGCUGAAGGUGACUCCAAGGCCAUUGAGUACAUUGACGUUGAUGACUACGCCGUUGCAUGCUCUUCUCUCGCCUCAAACUCGAAGUUGACCGCCGCAUUCAAGAAGACCGUCUUGAAGCGCAAGGACAACACCAGGGGAGACACUGCAUUUGCUUUCUCGCUGAUUCCCUCUCCUAAUGGAACUUCAACCGUUGACCGCAAGACCGUGUUCCAGAACUCCAAGUCCCACCAUUUCGCCGUCAAUACGCGAGACGAGCGAAUUGACUGGAUGCGCGAGCUCAUGCUCGCCCGAGCUCUCAGACGGGGCCGUGAGAGCGGCGCUUCUCUCAAUGUGAACGGCAAUGCUGUGUUCUAG
Messenger RNA from Penicillium maclennaniae, 2481 nucleotides. Its product is annotated as SAM and PH domain-containing protein. Bases 1 to 2481 code for a protein of 826 amino acids. The transcript has 3 exons. Gene Ontology annotation, molecular function: protein binding. The record is from RefSeq and is a predicted model, not a curated record. NCBI's taxonomy places the organism in Eukaryota, Fungi, Ascomycota, Eurotiomycetes, Eurotiales, Aspergillaceae.